AUGUGUCAUGUCAUUGUAACAUGUCGGUCGAUGCUGUGGACUCUCCUGAGUAUUGUGGUGGCUUUUGCAGAGCUCAUCGCUUUUAUGAGCGCAGACUGGCUGAUUGGCAAAGCAAAGCCUGCGAGCUCCGAGGAUGUGGACAACAGAACAGGGGGGUCACAGGAGCCUUACCAUCCAACGCUGGGCAUCUAUGGGCGCUGCACCAGAAUCCCCCACAUGCAGCUCUCUAGACGAGACACGCUCUGUGGUCCUUAUGCUGAAAACUUCAAUGAGAUUGCCAGUGGGUUCUGGCAGGCAACCGCUAUUUUCCUAGCUGUGGGAAUCAUGAUUCUCUGUGCCGUGGCAUUUGUAUCUGUCUUUACCAUGUGUGUGCAGAGUAUUAUGAAGAAAAGCAUUUUUAAUGUCUGUGGGCUGCUACAAGGGAUUGCAGGCCUCUUCCUUAUCUUAGGCUUGAUACUUUACCCUGCAGGUUGGGGAUGUCAGAAAGCAAUAAGCUAUUGUGGACAUUAUGCUUCUGCUUACAAACUUGGAGACUGCUCCUUGGGCUGGGCUUUCUACACAGCAAUUGGUGGCACUAUUCUGACAUUCAUCUGUGCAGUCCUCUCGGCGCAAGCUGAAAUAGCAACAUCCAGUGACAAAGUGCAAGAAGAAAUAGAAGAAGGAAAAAACCUUAUCUGCCUCCUUUAAAUCCAGUGAGGAAAAACACCAGUGCCUGAAUCUUAAUCUGCUUGCCAUUGACUGGACAAGCAGAUCCACUUACCUGUUUCUACCGUUUGUGUGAUUGAGCCCCAUGCAUUCCAGCCCCGAACUACUGAAAUGGUCUUUCUUCUUUGCUGGGCAAUGAGGAUCGGAGAAAGGAUCCCAAGAAAACAGAAUGUAAAUAUUGGAGAUUUUUUUGUGUUUGUUUCAUUCUAUGAUCAGGACACAGUGGAAUAUAUUAAUCUGACCGGGGAGGUGCGGAAUCAU
Molecule: messenger RNA, 966 nt
Organism: Chaetura pelagica (chimney swift)
Lineage: Eukaryota; Metazoa; Chordata; Aves; Apodiformes; Apodidae
Gene: LHFPL2
Product: lipoma HMGIC fusion partner-like 2
Exons: 2
Coding region: 1-687 (228 amino acids)
Cellular component (GO): membrane
Source: RefSeq, a predicted model, not a curated record